Messenger RNA from Xylona heveae TC161, 1498 nucleotides. RefSeq names its product putative FAD-dependent oxidase. NCBI's taxonomy places the organism in Eukaryota, Fungi, Ascomycota, Xylonomycetes, Xylonales, Xylonaceae. The record is from RefSeq and is a predicted model, not a curated record. Gene Ontology annotation, molecular function: oxidoreductase activity; FAD binding. The transcript is spliced from 4 exons. The coding region runs from base 1 to 1467 and encodes 488 amino acids.
AUGCAUUCUUUCACGUCCUGGUUGCUGGUCCUUGGUUGUGCGUUGCAUCUGCAUAUCGUUUCAGCCUUGGUCCCUUCCGCCAAUCUUUCCUCUGUCUUGUCAUCUCUACACCUCAAUCUCUCGCCUGCGACUGAGAUCUUUGACCCUAAUGAGACCCAACGGUGGACAACCCAUGAUGCUCCUACAUAUGUUGUAGGGGUGAGGCCUGCCACGGAGGUGGACGUUCAGAAUCUGGUCGUGUUCGCUGCUCUGCAUAGGAUUCCGUUUCUUGCGACUGGUGGAGCUCAUGGCUUUACAACCUCUUAUGGUGCCCUUCACAAUGGAAUCCUGCUUGACCUCAGUCAGUUCCGGACUGUAUCUGUGGAUGCAGAUGCCAAUACCAUGACCAUUGGUGCAGGAGUCCGGUUUGGGGACGUGUAUGAGCCUCUCUACAAUGCUGGAAAGGAAAUUACUACCGGUACCUCCUCAUGCGUGGGCAUGUUGGGAGCCACCCUGGGCGGUGGUGUCGGUCGAUAUAACGGAAUUCAUGGGAUGAUCUUAGAUGCACUGAUCAGCGUCCGGCUGAUAACGGCAGCAGGUGAGGUUGUAACAGCAUCGACAAUGGAAAACUCCGACCUCUUCUGGGCUGUUCGUGGGGCUGGCUUCAACUACGGGAUCGUCAUCGAAGCCACCUACCGAGUCACGGAUCUAACGUCCCAGUUGGUUGCUAACGCCGACUUCAACUUUCCACUCAACGCAAGUACCGCCAUCAUGUCGUAUCUGAAAUCCUUGGAGACGGAAAUGCCCGAGAAGUUGUCUCUCAUUGCUCUCGUCAGCUAUGUGGCCGAGUAUGGCGGACUGACUUUUACACUGAACGCGGCCUAUCCGGGGCCAAAAGAGGAGCUGGUCCAGCUGCUGAAUCCACUGCUUGACAAAAUCGCCCCACUCCGCCAAAACAUCUCCGUUGUUCCCUGGAAGGACCUGACAUACGCGGGUUUCUUUGCCGCCGAGCCGAGCAUGGCUGCCUGCGUCAAGGGAUUGUAUCGGAACGUGUACGGCGGAAGUGUUCAAUCCUACAAUAUUUCCAGCUUUGAUUCCUUUUUCCAUGACAUGCAGGGAUUCUACUCAAAGUACCCAGAUGCUCAGAGCAGCGUGUUUUUCAUUGAGCAGUUUUCCCGAAACAAGACAAUGUCCUUCUCUGCCGGCUCCACUGCUUAUCCUUACCGGGAUAUCACGGCCCACCUGCUGUGGAAUUUCGGCUACCCCGCCGGAUCGCUGGAAGAUACCGUCAAUGAAUUUGCCGUGAGUGCUCGCGCUUCUCUCCAGGCUAGCAGCGGCUUCUCUCCCCAGCAGAUUUACGUCAACUACGGCCAUGGAGACGAAUCGCCAGACGUUCUUUACGGCGCGCACAAACUUCCGAAAUUGCGCAGCCUCAAGCAGCUUUGGGAUCCCGAAAAUGUUUUUCGAUUUAAUCACCCUUUGGUUUAGUGCCUUGUGCAUACCUAGUCUGUUGGGCAUA